This is a messenger RNA of Helianthus annuus (common sunflower), 4009 nucleotides long. RefSeq lists its product as uncharacterized. The record is from RefSeq and is a predicted model, not a curated record. The transcript has a single exon. Gene Ontology annotation, biological process: signal transduction; recombinational repair. NCBI's taxonomy places the organism in Eukaryota, Viridiplantae, Streptophyta, Magnoliopsida, Asterales, Asteraceae. Gene Ontology annotation, molecular function: ADP binding; ATP hydrolysis activity. The coding region runs from base 1097 to 3958 and encodes 953 amino acids.
AAACCCAUGUUAGAUUCCAGUCAAAACAUGUGUCCAGUUUAGUAAUUUCCCAAGAUUUUGAAUUGUAAACUGGACAGCACAUAAAACAAAAGCAUAUAAUCUAACCCCAAUGAAAAUGGUUUGUUUACACCCAUAAUCCACUCUCUGCAGCCUCUUUUAAAACCACUAAAACAAAUAGUUUAUAUAAUCAAAACCUUGUGAAUCCAACCCAUCUUCUUGAAAGAGAAAUAGGGUUCUCUCUCUCUCUAUCUGAGUUUAUAACUUUCAAAAUUUUCAGGUAAACAUGUACCUUUAGCUUUUGAUGUUGUACUUCAAUAAAUCUCAUAUAUGGGUUUGGUUAUACUUGUGAGAUCUGACUAGUGAAGGCCCACAAAAGAAACAAGUUGAAGUAUUAUUUCACAUGUAUGUAACCCCUUCUUCCUGCACAUAUAAGUCCACUGUUGCAUUCACCACAGUUUCUGAGUCACAGUCACAAUCACCCCCACAGAUUUGAACCCUUUUUUGACUUAUUCUGUCAGCUUAAAUUUGAUCAAACUGAAACCAAACUUCUGUUUUUGAUAGAUUCCCACAUACCCACUUUCAAUCUUGGUUAAAAAGAUGUUUUCUUGAAUGAUUUUGACAUACCCUUUUUCUUGUAAUCCAAAUUCUUGAAUAAAAAUCCUGUCUUUACAUUACAAGAUUUCCUGAAAAUAGUCUUUGAACAUGAAUCCCACAUACCCACUUUCAAUCUUGGUUAAAGAGAUGUUUUCUUGAAUGAUUUUGACAUAUACCCUUUUCAUGCAAUCCCAAUUCUUGAAUAAAAAUCCAAUCUUUACACUACAAGAUUUCUUGAAAAUAUCUUCGCUAUUUGUGGGAUAUACUGGGUACGGUUGUUAUUGUCGUCUUUGAACAUGAAUCCCAUAUACCCACUUUCAAUCUUGAUAAAAAAGAUGUUUUCUUGAAUGAUUUUGAGUUUUUUACAUACCCUUUUCAUGUAAAAUCCUAAUUCUUGGAUAAAAAUCCAAUCUUUACAUUACAAGAUUUCUUGGCAAUAUCUUUGCUAUUCGCGAGAUAUACUGGGUACGGUUGUUGUUAACAUCGUCUUUCGUCUUUGAACAUGAAUCAAGAACAACCUCCACCACCACCACCACCAUCAGCCACCACUAACCUCACCAUCAAAAUACCAAACACCACCCAAAAACCAAAAAAAGAGAUCUUAACCAACAUUGUUCCGGCAACAUCUCCAUACAACUCACCAUCUUUAAUCUCACCACCAUCUUCCGCCUUUGUCUCCGCCCUACAAUCCCCAUACAUAUCUCCAAGAGCCACCGGAGACCACCAUGAAGAAACCGAUGACAUCCCAACAACCUCCAACACUCCACCAUCAGAAAGAUCAGAUUUUUCCAACAACCCAAUGCCCAAGAUUGUCAACUGUGUUCAAAUACCUUCUUCAGACACUAACACUGCCUCUAAUAACCCGCCACGUGUCUCAUUCUCGUUCCCCAUCCCUAGAGUUUCCUUCCAGAAAGGGUCUGUUUCUCCUGCUAAUGCUAAACUUAGAAGCUGUGAUGUUUACAUAGGAUACCAUGGGCAAAACCCGAACUUGACCCGGUUCUGUAAAUGGGUCAAGUCAGAGCUAGAGCUUCAAGGCAUUGCAUGCUUUGUUGCUGACAGAGCAAAGUACUCAGAUUCUCAAAGUCAUGAGGUUGCUGACAGGGUUAUUUGUUCUGUCACUUUUGGAGUUGUGGUGGUUACUAAAGAUAGCCUGUUGAGUUAUUUAAGUCUAGAAGAGAUUAGAUUCUUUUCUCAAAAAAAGAAUCUGAUCCCAUUGUUCUUUGACACUGAUAUAAAUGAAGUUGUAAAUCUUUUGGGCCAGAAUGCAGACACUAAAGAAGGAAAGGAAGUGAUCGAUGGGUUAACAAAGUCGCACGAGUUUAAACUCGAAGCAAACGAGGGUAAUUGGCGGUCAUGCGUGUCGAAAACAGCCGCGAUCUUGAGGGGGAAACUCGGAAGAAUGAGUGUAGCUGAGAAAGAAAUCGAAAACAUCGACGAAAUCCAGUUUUCAAGAAGCCGGUUUUUCGUGGGCCGAGAGAAGGAGUUAGCGGAAAUCGAAGCCGCUUUCUUCGGGUGUCGGGGUAUCGAAAGCGAAAACGUUGUAAACGAUGGUAGAGAAAGAACACCAGGAACAUCAGAAGGGCUUGCAGAUGAGGAAAGUGAAGGGGAUGGGGGUAGAAAAGGAAAGUUUAUAAGUUUAGAAGUUGGAAAGUGUAAAGAACCAAAGUUAGAAGCAUGGGUUGAGCCUGUUAUUGGUAGAAAUUCAUUAAAAAGACCAAAAUAUAAGAAAACAAAGAGUGGUAAAUACAAGAAUCUUGCAAGUAGUAUUGUGUGCAUCAAUGGGGGUCCAGGAGUGGGGAAAACAGAACUUGCAUUAGAGUUUGCACACAGAUAUUCUCAAAGAUACAAAAUGGUAUUAUGGGUAGGUGGUGAAUGUAGGUAUUUCAGGCAGAACAUAUUCAAUCUGUCAAUGAACCUUGGAUUAGAUAUAAGUGCAGAUGAAGAGAAAGAAAGAGGGAGGAUCAGGAGCUUUGAUGAACAAGAAACCGAAGCUUUCAAACGGGUAAAACGUGAAGUGUUUCGCGAUAUGCCGUAUUUGUUGAUAAUCGAUGAUCUUGAAACCGAAAAUGAUUGGUGGGAAGGGAAGGAUUUGCAUGAUUUGAUACCAAGAAACACCGGUGGAUCGCAUGUUAUUAUCACAACUAGGUUACCAAGAGUUAUGAGCUUUGAUCCAAUGCAACUUCAACCGUUGCCGUUAAAAGACGCAAUCUUGUUAAUGAAAGGAAGACGAAAGAAAGAGUACCCGGCUCAAGAUGUUGAAGUUCUAGCCAAGUUUGAUGAGAAGUUGGGGAGAUCGAGUUUCGGCUUGUCGGUGAUCGGGUCGUUACUUUCGGAACUUGCGAUCGCGCCUUCGACUCUUUUUGAAGCUAUAAAUGAUAUUGGCUUAGAGGAGUUUUCAUCUCAUUUUGAUGAAGUGUUUUGGGGGAAUAAUAAGUUUUUACUCAAAGUUUUGAUCUUUUGCAUAACUAUUUUGCAAGAAGAUAACGAGACUCGAAAUGUUCUUGCGUCGAAGAUGCUUCUGGUCGGGGCUUGGUUUGCUCCAUUGCCCGUUUCAGCGAGUUUACUAGCCGCAGCUGCAACCAGUAUAAACGGUUCGACCAACCCGUUCAAGAAAUGGGCCAAGUGUGCAAACAUGACUUUCUUUUGUUGUUCAGGGUUUAUCGAAAGUCAAACUUCUAAAAGCGAAGAAGAUUCCGCUCUCGUGUUAGUCAAAUUAGGGCUUGCUAGAAGAUCAAAUCGACAUCCCGGAUGUUACAUUUUACUUCACCCGAUCACUCAAACAUUCGCAAAGCUAAAAGGCGGUCUACUUCCAGCCAAAGCAACAAUUCAAGGCAUCCGAAAACUAGGAAACCCGGUUUCAAACUCGGACCAUCUUUGGGCUUUGGCUUUUCUCGUAUUCGGGUACAAAUCCGAGCCACCAUUAGUCCAACUAAAAGCCCACGACAUGGUCCUGUUCAUCAAGAAAACCGCUCUCCCGUUAGCGAUCAAGGCGUUCACCACAUUUUCAAGAUGUAAUUCAUCUUUGGAGCUGCUAAAAGUCUGCACAAAUGUUCUCGAAGAAGUGGAGAAGUCGUUUGUUUCGCAAAUACAAGAUUGGUGUCAUGGAUCGCUUUGUUGGAAGAACAAGAUGAGCUCGCACCAGCGAAUCGACGAGUAUGUUUGGCAAGACGUGACGCUUUUGAAGGCGACAUUGCUGGAAACAAGAGCUAAAUUGUUGAUGAGAGGUGGGUGUUUUGAUAAUGGGGAAGAAUUGUGCAGGACAUGUAUUAGUAUAAGGACAGUUAUGCUUGGCCAUAAUCAUGCUCAAACUUUGGCUGCUCAAGAAACAUUAGCAAAGUUGGUUAGAAUGAGUAGUAAGAUUUGAAACUAGAUUAGUUUUUGAUAUAUUAAUUAGUAGAUCAAUUUUCCCACCGUA